AUGAGUGUUCCAAAAUCAGAACGACAACUACUGAUGAUGGAAAUGGCAAAGAAGCUGAAUCUUGAGUGCACCGAAGAGAUUGCUAAUCGAAGUUCACCGGCACUUUUCCCGGAAAACGUUCCGGGUGCAUGGGAUUUGAACAAAACACUCUCUACUGUUGUUGGUAGUUCUAUGCCAACGCGUUUUCGAACCGACCUAGACCCGCAGGAUGUUCGGCUCACUGUUGUUGGUAGUUCUAUGCCAACGCGUUUUCGAACCGACCUGGACCCGCAGGAUGUUCGGCUCGUUAACGAACUUGGACAACUCAGUGCCGAUCAACUUAUGGAGCAUGUAAAAAAUUUACAGAACAUGGCUUACUUACUUGGCUGUGAAGAAGGUUACUUUUUUGCCAUAUUUUGUACCUAA
This is a messenger RNA of Gongylonema pulchrum, 405 nucleotides long. The record is from the annotation of a GenBank genome assembly. Lineage: Eukaryota; Metazoa; Nematoda; Chromadorea; Rhabditida; Gongylonematidae.